This is a messenger RNA of Diachasma alloeum, 2318 nucleotides long. RefSeq names its product serine/arginine repetitive matrix protein 1 (gene net). The coding region runs from base 324 to 1499 and encodes 391 amino acids. The record is from RefSeq and is a predicted model, not a curated record. The transcript has 2 exons. Gene Ontology annotation, molecular function: DNA-binding transcription factor activity; protein dimerization activity. Lineage: Eukaryota; Metazoa; Arthropoda; Insecta; Hymenoptera; Braconidae.
GGUGCGCCAACGAGAACGCAUCGACGAGAAAUUUUGAUCAGAGUUGCGACGACAGUCCGAGAUUUUGGAGGAGUAUUUUGAAUUGCAGUGUUUUGAGGAUUUUUGAAACACUUUUUUCGAGUUUGUGGAGAAUUCUGUGAUCGGACGAGAGGAUUUGUGGAGCCAAACUGGAUUAAUUCAGACUUGUGGAUAUUUUUGUGAUAUAUUUUUUUUGAGGGGCUUUCGAGUUUAUGGAGUUGUGGAUUUUUUUGGAGUGAGUGAAGUCUGAGGGUGGAGGUUGUUCUGUGAGGAUUGAGGUGACGUGUGCUUUGGAUUUUGAUGCGAUGAGCGGCCACGUGGUUGAGAGUAGCUGCGAGUUCUCGGCGUUUAUGAAAGCAGGUGUAAUGGCGGGCACAGAACGCGACGCAGGUUUCUGCAGCGGUGGUGACGAGGACGACAUGUCAGGUCUCCACUCACCAAGUGCCUCUGAAGACAGCGUGGAAGUCCAGAUCUCCCCGAUCUCCUUGAGGAACAAGCGAAAAUUAGCGGAACCUCGAAAGCUCCAAGAGCAGUCGACAGCUCCCCUGAAGAAGCGUCGUUUCGACCUCAUCCAGGAGUCGUCAGCAGUCGUCGACGAGGAGUCAAGGCCCCCAAACACGCCAUCCCCAUCGCCUUUCCGUCCAUGGAGCAGUCCGGCCAAGCCGACAGAAUCCAAAACCCAAUCAUCCUCGAAGCCCUGCGAAACCUCUCGCAAAACGUCUGAGAAGUUCCUGACGACUGACCUAAGGAUUCAAGAGGAGAGAUGGCGGCAGGAGGAGGCGAGGAGACGUGCGGAGGAGGCACAGAGGCAGCACGAAGCGAGAAUCCAGGAGGAGGUGCUUGCAAGACUCCAGGAGUCCGAAGCGAGAAGAACAACAUCGCCUGUUUCAUCCCAGACAUCAAGUUCUUCUGUCGCGUCUUCACAGAGUCGGGAGAGGCAGAGGUUCCAGCCACCCCCGCCACCUCCACCUCCUCCAGCACCUCUCAGACUGCAGGAGGAACCUUUGGCGUUGGUUUUGAGGGGAGAACCUCCGAGAGUGCCGGCACAUCCAGCUGUCAACGGAAGCUUCGAGCGCAGUUCGACGUUCAGCAUGGUGGAGCCAACUUUCUCGGAUAGCUCCAGGGAUGGCAGUCAGAGGGGGGGUGAUCAGAGAAAUCAUCAGAAUGGUCAACAGAGAAACUAUAAGAACAUGACAAGGGAGAGGAGGAUAGAGGCCAAUGCCAGGGAAAGAACGAGAGUUCACACCAUCUCAGCUGCUUUCGAUACUCUUAGAAAAUCCAUCCCAGCUUAUUCUCAUAAUCAGAAGCUUUCGAAAUUGUCGGUUCUGAGGAUUGCGUGCAGCUAUAUCAUGACCCUGAGCAAAAUAGCCAACACCCCGGAGGGAGAGGAGACGACGAGCUCGGCCCUUGGCACCUGUGUUGACAUGGUCUCCAGGACGAUCCAGACGGAGGGCAAGCUGAGGAAGAAGAAGGAUGAAUAGGGUUCGGGUCUUUUGGUUUUCAAGGUCGGGGGAACUGGUGUCCUAGGCCGACGCAAGAUCACAAUGCUCAAUGACUUCGCCAAUCUUGCUGUUAGGGUUAAGAUUUUUCUCGAAUUUAGUUAAGGGGAUGUUUUGACAAUAGUUUUUAGGGCAGGGUGAGAGAAUCUGAAGACAAUAAAUGAAUUUUCUUUUUAAUUCUUUGGAAUUGGGAUCAUGUGUUUCUAAAGAAUCUGAGGAAAGUGGAGGGGAUUUGUGAUGUAAUAUUAAAAUUAAUUGAUAACUGAACUUUUGGAGUAUGUUUUAUGAGCUUUGUAGGAUUUACGAUUGGGUGAAAUAGGAUUACUAUUAUUUUGGAAACAGCUAAAUUCAAUGCAAAAUCAUGCUUCCAGUUAUUCGUUGACUGACGCCAAGUACAAAAACUUCAACUGCUUUUUUUAAUUUUCUUGAGGGAAAACAUAGGAUAAAAUUAGGGUAAUUGUCAAAGCUCCGUUGUACAUAAUUGAUGAUGUUAAGUCAGUGAAAGCCGUCGGUGACGGUUUUGUUAUUUUUAAAAAGAAUGAAUUUGCGCAUAAGAUAUUAGUUUUAAUCCCAACGAGAUCUAAGGCUCUUACGAUCUUCUCGACAAGAAAUUAUAUGGAUAUAUUAUAUUGACUAAUAGAUUAUAUGAUUAUAUGAAGUAAAGUGCGUGCGCUUGAAUAGCGCUCAUGUCCUGUAUGUACCUUUCUACAGAUUGUAGAUUUAUUGCCAAGUGGUCUUUUUUUUCUCUUGAAUUUUAAUAUUUUAAAAUUCAAUAAAACCAAGUGAUUCCUAACAAUUAAA